This is a messenger RNA of Acomys russatus (golden spiny mouse), 467 nucleotides long. It is a transcript of the gene Tmem210, whose product is annotated as transmembrane protein 210. The transcript is spliced from 4 exons. Bases 1 to 444 code for a protein of 147 amino acids. The record is from RefSeq and is a predicted model, not a curated record. NCBI's taxonomy places the organism in Eukaryota, Metazoa, Chordata, Mammalia, Rodentia, Muridae.
AUGGCCCCCUGUCCCCAGCCUGACUUCUGCCCAGCUGGCAGCCCCCUUGGCCUGAUAUGUCUGACCCUUUUGCUCAUCCCUGCUGCAGCUGGAACCUACUGUGAAUGCAGCCUUGGCCUCAGCCGCGAGGCCCUUAUUGCUCUCAUUGUGGUGCUGGCUGGUGUCAGUGCCAGCUGCUUCUGUGCCCUCGUUGUUGUGGCGAUUGGUGUCUUUCGAGCCAAGGGUGAUACGUGCCCAGGACGCUUGGAAAACAGGUUGGCGGGGCCCUUCGGGGUCCAGGAGGAUCGCAUGGACCUGCGCUCAGUCCACGUGGAGUCCCACCUCAUGGACCCUGAGCUGGAUGUAUCCAUGAUGACAUCCUUGGACGGCCAUGGUCUCCUCCCCAUGGAGGUUUCUCUGGAGCCGCCACCUCCAACCCCUCCCCCUCCCCCUCCCCCAGAGUAGCGGAGGAAAGCUAGGAUUGGAAA